Molecule: messenger RNA, 1770 nt
Organism: Xylona heveae TC161
Lineage: Eukaryota; Fungi; Ascomycota; Xylonomycetes; Xylonales; Xylonaceae
Product: SAM binding motif-containing protein
Exons: 1
Coding region: 397-1518 (373 amino acids)
Molecular function (GO): methyltransferase activity
Source: RefSeq, a predicted model, not a curated record
UCAAUGAGUACUUGUCCGUUCACAUUUAGUUGCAUCUGCUCCGUAGUCAGUGGGGUCAUAACCUCUCUUUGAAAGCCCCCUCGAUCAUAUCCAUUCGUGCCGUUCUAUUUCUCCCGCCAUCCAGGGGUCCUCUUUGGCGAGGAAGCCACGACGUUAACCUCUUCGGCCGCCACCCGCGUUUCUAUUUUUGCAUGCCACAAAUUCUCCCCUCCUUCAGGCUGGCCCUGGUCUUGAGGGAAUUGAAUCACACAUCUGUCGCGCGCCAAUGUUUGAGAGCAGAUAGGACGAGGAGCAAAUCCCCAACCGUGCGCGAGCACGGCUUGCCAAGGAACGACCCUCCAUCUUGGUACCUGAGGAGGCCAAGCACGGCGGGCCGCCCCGCUUCUUGCGACCACAAUGAACACUUUUGCGAUUCGCCAUUGCCGCCGUUACUUGAGCGAUCAAACCCUUCCAUAUCCGCUUCCUUGUGACCUACCUGAAUUGCACCGCCAGAAUUUGCGAACUGUCCUUCUGACGACCGUAUUUGGCGCCCCGAUCUGCUCGCCGGCCCUCGAGGCGAAGCCACCCCGCAAGGUGCUGGAUGUUUGUUGCGGCACUGGCUUGUGGUCGUCGGCCUGUCAUGACUACUUCAGCCAAAAGGGAUAUUCUGACAUUUCGUUUACCGGUCUCGAUAUUGCUCCAGUGGCGCCAGAUCUGACUGCACAAGGCAUCAAUUGGCGUUUCGUCCAACAUGACCUCCGUAAUGGACCUUUGCCAUUCGCGGACAACGAAUUUGAUCUCGUUUUCGUCAAAGACUUAAGUUUAGUAGCACCUUCUCCGGCCCCUAUCCAAAAGCUCUUCGAGGAAUAUGUGCGUGUGCUCAAGGUUGGAGGGGUCUUGGAAUGCUGGGAGGCCGAUCACACUGUUCGAGCGAUUCUCCCUAAUCCGCCUCCAGCGCCUGGUGUCUCUGCAGGUGAUCAGAACCAGGCAGACGCGACAUCAACAAUUACUACGUUUUCUGGAACACCCUUCAUUGUGGCCCAAAACCAAUUCUUGCGCGACUACAAUGCUUGGAUCACAAAGGCAUUUGAUAAACGGACGCUGACACUGGUUCCUUGCACGAUUGUUGGUCCCAUGUUUGUUAAUGAGUCUGAUGUACUCAAGGAAAUAGGAAGUCGAAGAAUAGCCAUUCCAUUUGGAGAAAUCAAUUGGGAACGGGAAGGUGCUGCAGGCCUGCGUGGGAAAACCGGAGACGCUAGUAAGCGUCAAAGCCCCUCCGACAUGGCAUCUUAUUCAAGUUCCAAGAUUAUUUCUACCAGUAAUCGGACCCUAAAUUCCAACCAGCUGGCUGUGAGACAAACAGCUCUUGUGAGCUUCAUACAGAUGAUUGAAAGUCUGGAGCCAAUCCUCAAGGACGUCAGCGGCAAAAGCCAAGACGAAUGGAAUCGAUGGUGGGCAGCAAUGAUGGCAGAUCUCUCAAAAGGAACCUCUACGAGCGAAUGCUUGGAGGUUGGAGCCUGGUGGGCUCAAAAGAUUUGACGACAGUGCUUAUGGUCUUUCCUCUUUUGCAUGCUUUGCUCUGAUUUCCAAGCAUUUCAUAUUUGAGGCUUGUCAUAGCGAUGGCGUAGCGUUCGGUAACGUUUCAAGUAAUACCUAUAUUUGUCUUGUCAGUGUUAUUGUGUCCCUUUUUUGAGCUAUAGAAAAUAGAUUCUGGCUGGAAUAAGUUCAAAAAUAGAAUCCCUACAUGGUCUCAAUUUCUAAUUCUCAUUAUUAGCAACCCUUCACGUGACC